AUGGCUCCAAGGCUACCUCGCCACUAUAUGGGCGACAUCUACUCCGAGUAUCCCGAUAACGACACAAUGAAGACGAUCCAACUCUGUGCAGAUGGACUAUCCUAUCCAGGCUUCGGCGACCGACACGUUCUUCUCCAAUGGGAGAAUGGCCCUAGCAAGGAAGGGGGCAGCGUGAUCCAGAUCAUCCAGCUCAGCGGCAUGCCGGGCAACUACGCAUAUUAUGCCCCCUUCGCCAAGGCAGGAUUGGAUGGAGCUUUGACAACACAUACAUUCAUUUCGCUCGGGCAGUUCACUCGAGCACAGCGCGACAGGAUUUUGGAGCUUGCCAAUGCUGUCGUAUUUGAGAGGACAUCUGUUGUCAAUAGUUGUCGAACGUGGACUAGGGAUCUUUUGAUGGCGAUGGUCGAUGAAGGUCUUCUAGAACGGAGUCUCUUCGAGGAGAUAGAUGAAACGAUUCCUCUUUUGAAGCGUCAGGCGGAGGUUUAAUGUUACUGUUGCUUUGCCUAUUUCACGUGGAGGAUCUGGUGUUUUAUUGUGUUGGCUUUUCUGAAUGAUUUUGUACCAAAUGUUGCACGCCACACUGCCUAGGUAUCGAAACAUGCACUACUUAGUUACAUACUUAAUAGUGGAGGUAUUCUGUC
Stereum hirsutum FP-91666 SS1 is the source of this 641-nucleotide messenger RNA. RefSeq lists its product as uncharacterized. The record is from RefSeq and is a predicted model, not a curated record. The transcript has a single exon. Bases 1 to 486 code for a protein of 161 amino acids. NCBI's taxonomy places the organism in Eukaryota, Fungi, Basidiomycota, Agaricomycetes, Russulales, Stereaceae.